ACCCAGAGCUGCCGAACAUCUCUAGUUUUUCACCUCUCUCUCUACAGGCCUUGAAUCCUCUCUCUCUCUCUUCCGAUCAUCUGACCUUAUAAUGCAGUAGAUUUAGAGCCCUGCAGUUCAUUAAAUUGUGUGCGCUCAGAAGUUUGAUAGAAACCCAUUUAGGUGGCGAUGGAGAUUAAUGGAGAGAUGGAACAGAGGCCUGUAAUUGAUGGCCCAACCAAUCCCGUGGUUUCUUCUCUUCUUAGUGAUAUGUAUCAGUUCACCAUGGCAUAUGCUUAUUGGAAAGCAGGAAAGCAUCUUGAAAGGGCCGUAUUUGAUUUAUUCUUUCGGAAGAACCCUUUUGGUGGAGAAUACACGGUCUUUGGUGGUCUAGGGGAAUGCAUCCAUUUCAUUGCCAAUUUCAAAAUUACAGAGGACGAGAUUUCCUUUUUACGCUCUACUUUGCCCUCUAGCUGUGAGGAUGGCUUUUUCGAUUAUCUUAGAGGGAUUGAUUGCUCAGAUGUUGAAGUAUAUGCUAUUAGUGAGGGGUCUGUUGUUUUUCCUAGAAUUCCCUUGAUGAGAGUCGAAGGACCAAUUGCUGUUGUGCAACUUUUGGAAACCCCAUUUCUGAAUCUGAUUAACUAUGCCUCUCUUGUUGCCACUAAUGCUGCAAGACAUCGCUUUGUUGCUGGGAAGUCCAAAACUCUACUUGAGUUUGGACUUAGAAGAGCUCAGGGGCCAGAUGGUGCAAUAAGUGCAUCAAAGUACUCCUAUAUAGGCGGUUUUGAUGCGACAAGCAAUGUCUUGGCUGGAAAGUUAUUUGGCAUACCACUUCGAGGAACGCAUUCUCAUGCAUUUGUCAGCUCCUUCAUGAGCCCAGAUGAGAUUACAGCUAAAACUCUUCCUCAUUCCAAUGGUUCAGAUUCUUGCGACGAUUUUGUCAGCCUGGUACAGACUUGGCUAAGCAAGCUUCAGAGCGUUGAGUCAUUUCGUGGGAGUUUUAGUGAGACCAGUCAAAGUGAGUUGGCAGCUUUCACCUCAUACGCACUCGCGUUUCCGAACAACUUCCUAGCCCUGGUGGACACUUAUGACGUUAUAAGGAGCGGACUCCCCAAUUUCUGUGCUGUGGCACUUGCACUUCAUGAUUUAGGGUAUAAAGCAAAUGGCAUCAGGUUAGAUUCUGGUGACCUAGCAUAUCUGUCAGUUGAGGCUCGGAAGUUCUUUUGUGCCAUUGAAAAGGAAUUUCAGAUUCCUAGCUUUGGAAGAAUGGCGAUUACUGCUAGCAAUGAUCUCAAUGAGGAAACAUUGGAUGCCCUAAACAAGCAGGGUCAUGAAGUGAAUGCAUUUGGUAUUGGCACGCAUCUUGUCACGUGCUAUGCUCAAGCAGCUCUUGGGUGUGUUUUCAAAUUGGUUGAGAUAAAUGACCAGCCUCGUAUUAAACUUUCUGAAGAUGUUACCAAGGUUUCAAUCCCUUGUAAAAAACGAUGUUACAGAUUGUAUGGUAGAGAGGGAUAUCCUUUAGUGGACAUAAUGACUGGGGAAAAUGAACCACCUCCAAAGGUUGCAGAACGAAUUCUUUGCAGACACCCAUUUAACGAAUCUAAACGAGCUUAUGUCGUUCCACAACAAGUUGAGGAACUUCUGAAGUGCUAUUGGCCUGGAAACUCAGGUAAAGAAAGAGAACCAUUACCAACACUCGAGAAAAUCAGGGAGAAAUGCAUAAACCAUUUGAAUCAGAUGCGGCCUGAUCACAUGAGGAGAUUAAACCCAACACCUUACAAGGUCUCUCUCCCCCUUUCUCUCUCUUUCUCUCUUUCUCUUGAACACAUGAGGAGAUUAAACCCAACACCUUACAAGGUAAGUGUUAGUGCACAGCUAUACGAUUUCAUUCAUUUGCUAUGGCUGAGCGAGGCACCAGUUGGGGAGUUGCAGUAAGGGUCCAGAGAGCUUCUCAACAAAAGCAGGAAGCAAAUGGAAUUUUUUUGACCCACACAUUGUUUGAUGGAUAGAGCUGUGGGUUCAAUGCAGGAAUCGGGUUGGUUAGUGUUUGUAAUUUUUAAAUCAUGGAAUAAGCUGUCGCUAUCGUUAUUGUGAGUCCCUGUGGUAUGUUAAACAAUAAGUAAACAGCAGAGGAUCAUGAUAUGCCCAAUUUUCAUAGUUGAACCUUCUAAUAGUUGAACAAGACUUAAUAUAAAUUGAUGAAUUUUGGAGAA
Messenger RNA from Amborella trichopoda, 2192 nucleotides. Its product is annotated as nicotinate phosphoribosyltransferase 2. Gene Ontology annotation, cellular component: cytosol. Gene Ontology annotation, biological process: NAD+ biosynthetic process via the salvage pathway. NCBI's taxonomy places the organism in Eukaryota, Viridiplantae, Streptophyta, Magnoliopsida, Amborellales, Amborellaceae. Gene Ontology annotation, molecular function: nicotinate phosphoribosyltransferase activity. The record is from RefSeq and is a predicted model, not a curated record.